Messenger RNA from Haplochromis burtoni (Burton's mouthbrooder), 16070 nucleotides. RefSeq names its product DNA-binding protein SATB1 (gene satb1b). The record is from RefSeq and is a predicted model, not a curated record. Gene Ontology annotation, molecular function: DNA-binding transcription factor activity, RNA polymerase II-specific; RNA polymerase II cis-regulatory region sequence-specific DNA binding. The transcript has 13 exons. Gene Ontology annotation, biological process: regulation of transcription by RNA polymerase II; chromatin remodeling. Bases 12188 to 14788 code for a protein of 866 amino acids. NCBI's taxonomy places the organism in Eukaryota, Metazoa, Chordata, Actinopteri, Cichliformes, Cichlidae.
UCGCUCUCUGUCCCCGGAGAGCGGCGCGUCGGAGAGGAGCGGCUGUAAAAACCAAAGUGGGGCAAUGAGACAAGCUGCGCCACAGCUGGCAAAUCAUCGAUUUGAGCAUCAGAAACGGGGAGGGGCGGUUCAUUUACCUGCCACCCUCUCAAAGCAGCCCUCCUCACAUGCCGCUACUCUACUCUCCUCUUCUUCACCCCCGCUGCCCGCAGCGCACGGUUGCUCGCGUUUCUGCGCUCCAUCAGCCGUGUGCGCUCCCCAACUUCACUCCAACCUCCGCCAGUGCGGUUUCUACUUGACGACCCCCUCCUCCUCCUCCUCAUCCGUAGGACUUUUGACUUUUUUUUCUUUCUUUUUUUUAAAAAAAAAGCAGUUCUUCCUCCCACAGAGCAGUCGCCUAUUUUUGGAUCUCUCGCCGUGGAGCAGUGACAAGAGAUUGUUCAACUUUUGAUGGAAAACAAGAGGUCGGGCGACUGCUGACUUUAAAGGUACGGUCUCUUACUCUAAACUGUUUCUGCUCAAGUGAUCGCUGUUCGCUGUCAUUCUGUCACAUGCCUCUUUAUUAGAGCAUCUGCACGGGUUUGAAAUCACAUUUUUAUUGCGUGUCACAUUAAAAAAGGGGGUCUCCUUGGAAUUAGAAGAGUGAGAUACUCUAAAUGAAUUAAAAGCAAUUUUGCAGACCUUCAUCUUCCAAAUCACUUAAAACCCGCAGACCUAAAGUGGCUGUAAGAAUUUAAUAUUUCAGAGAGAUUUUUAAAAUAAAAUAAAUAAAAUUAAAAUCGAGAUUGUGAGCGGAGACGCCGAACCUAAACGCACGCAUUCAGAACUUUCUAAAUUUAAACGGGCCCGUGUCGUUUCUGCACAAAUAAGCAAAGCACUCGUGAUAUUCGCGGGGUUAAGUGCACCCAUCUCCUCUAAUUCAUUUAACAACUUACUCUGCGUCGCAGCAGAGGAGGAGGAGAAGUGAUGCAGCCAUCGCCACCGCUGCUCCUGGCCUGACCGUGUCACAGAAAGUUGCUUAGUUUUCCGUCGAGUCGUGAAUCUUGUAGAAAAUACUAGACUUCAAAAUCAGGCCUUCCUCUCUUACUUAUAAUGAAGUGCGUGCUAUCAAACAGCUGACACGUCUAUUAGAAAUGAAUCUACUGCAGCCCAACUGCCCAUCUACUUUUACUACUUUUUAUUAGGCCAUUAGAGCCACUUCAUUUAUUUCCUCCACAUACUUACCAUUUAAUUACGUGUCAACUUGCUUCAACAUUUUAACUGCUGUGACAUGAAACAUUUUGUGUAACUCUUAAAAAAAACACUGACUGAGCCCAACAAGGUAUAAAAAAAGGUGUGAGAGACUCAGAAGGAAACAAACAUUAAAUGACUUUAUUGCUUUCUUUCUGCUCGACUUGGCGUGAGGCAGUCAGGAGGAUGUGAUGACAGAGUCAGCGUGGUAAUGCUGUUUUGGUCUGCCUUAUGGCUUUUGUCACAGUGCUGAUAAAGUAAUUUCAGGUACAACCAGACCUGUGUGUGUGUUUAUGUGUGUGUUAGAUAAAGAGAUAGAGAAUAGGGAGCAGUUAUGAGAAGAUGUAUUAGUGUGCUCAAAAUGCGUGGGCACCAAUCUUCUGUGGUUUACAGGUUUUUAAAGGUUUCACUCUCUGUCUGUUCCUUUUGAAAAAUAGCUGACAUUUCACACAGCAGCAAGGCCAGUGGCUUUCACUCAGAUAUUCGAGAUUAUUUAUAUAUAGAUAUCAGCAUAAAUACACACAUGUAAGACAGAGUAGAGUUUGCGUUUAAGGCACAAGCAAGAUGUGGCACAGGGGUGAUCAUUUGUGACAAUUGUGCAGAGAAAUUAAUUUUAUACAAAAUAAUAAUAAUCUAGCGGCGUUUUGCAUUUCAGAGACCUGAUCUGAUAGCUUUCUGAAAAAUAAUAAUUACUUCACGGUGUCACCGGUUGUUUACCAUGUUGCUGCUGUAGUCAGGUCAUGUGCGUUGCUCACGCACGUGCAAAUUACAAGGUCAAGAGUGGCACUACUGCAUGGGAAAAAGCAGGUUAUGGCACAACACCGGUGAUUUUUCUCCCUUUUAUCUUUGCAGAUCUGUGGCAGUUCAAGGUUCUGUGGCUUAUCUGGUCAGUGCCUUAGACAGCAAUGACAAACAGCCUUUUUCCUGUCUCGGGCUGCCAUGUGUCACUUCUUGUAAAAGUCCUCAGACAACCAGAAGAAAGCCUCAACGGCAGUUUGUGAGCGUUGAAGCAAAACUUCUCGGUAUUACUCCUCGCCUUCAUUACAACCACUCCUUAUCAGCUUGCGGUUGUGAAAGUGGCACAAAAAAUGUUUGUGUACAUACGAUACCAAGUCAAUAUGUUUGGCAAAAUUUCUCCACUCGUUCUAGUUUAGCAGGAAUGAUAAGAAUCAGAGUGUGAAGAUGUCAGCGUUGCUUCAUACUGCUGGGUCACACAGAUCCAGCAGUAAAGCUUAAACAUCUGUUACAGCUUAUUAGUGCCUAAUGAAAUCCUCUGAAUGUGUUCCCAGUUCUUACAAUAACCCUACCGUGAUUUACAAUAAACCUACGAUCUGAGAAGACAUUUAAAUAUACUCACCCUUCUUCUUUUAAGUUACAGGUUUAACCUUGUUAUACUCAGAUUUUUCCCCUCAGAGCUUAGUUUUGUUUUCAUUACGACUAAUCGAAACUAGUGCACGCGGCAUUUACUGUACUGUAGUAGUGUUGUAAUAGCAGGAAAUCAGCGUGUAGUGCACAAACACUCAGGGCUUUCUCACCGUCUUUUGCUUUUAAAUCCCAGUGACGCUUCUGCAUCACAUCUCUUUUAAUCAUCACUUUCAGGUCGUCAGGUCAAAGGGUUUCUUAGGACUGGCAGGAUGACAAAUUAAAUCUUAUCUCUCAGGUGGAGGUGGUGUUAGUUAAGUGUAGAUCAGCGUCUGCACGUUGCCGUGCUCUCGCUCAGUGUCAGGUUCACAGACUCUGAAGGGCAGGUUGUCAGGAGUGAGCGGAAGCAGAAAGUUUGUCCGGUGACCCCGAGACACCAAUUAGCGUGGACAUCGGAGAGCACAGGUUGUGAUUUUUGUUGUUGUUUUUCCUGUGCAGUCUGCACUCAAAUUAUAUUAGGAAUGCUUCAUCACUUUGCUUUAAAAUUGAAUUAUGCUCUCAAUCAUCAUUGCUUUCAGUAAAAUUAGAAAAAAAAGUUCAGGGAAAGUAGCUGUCCCUAAACACACAACAGACACUCCUAUACGUCUCCAUAAGCUUUGCUGUGUCGGCUGUGUGUCGUGGUUGUUGUUUGAAUUCCUCCAGCAAAAGAUGCUGUUUAUUAACUCCCCCACCACCACCACCACCACCACCUCACUCGCUGAGUAUUUGCUGGGAGUUUAGAGCUGGGCUGUUCCUCACUUUGCUGAGGCUGAUAUCUCAGGCUAAAACCAUUAAUCGUCUUUCUUUACCACCUCGAUAAUUAUCGCUGUAGCAAAAUAACAGCUCAGCAAACAGUGAAAUUAUACCUGUGGUAGGGAGCAGAGUAAAUACCUGUUUAGCUGCCAGCAAAUGUAUUUAUUAGACUGUCGCCAGUAAAUAAGAGGCCUGUCUCGUUUUUUAAUGUGUGGCUCUUUGGGGAUUCCAUCCCUCCACACUCCCCGCCAUGCCUCCUCUGUAUGAAAUAGCUCUGUUAUGAUUGCUAAUAGAGGAGAAAGAUAACAAUGAUUCCCUCUUUUUUUCCCCGUUUUUUCUUUUUGGUGGCGUGUUACAACUAGUGUGGAAUAAGAAAACGCUGGUGAGUUAAUAAUGACUGCUGCAUUCCAGGGCUCAAAAAUGUAAGAAAGCCCCCCCCUGUCAGUUACAGACAUACCACCCUGGGUGCAUGCUUUUAGUGUGUGUGAUUCAGGAGUUACAGCUCAUUUUGUCAUUAUCUGGAAAGUUCCCUAUAAGAAAGAAACAGGGGUGGGUUAUGUUGUCCCGGCAUGUUCAACUGCAUUUAUUUUGGCAUAUGCUUUGCAUACUGUUGAUCCAGAUUCCUUGGCUUAGUGAUAAAAGCAUCAUAUUGUUUUUGGGUCCCCACAGUCAGCCCCGUUCGCUGAAUGGCUUGGCGUGUCCUCCCUGGGACAUAAAAAAAUAUCCGAAGUCCGUCACAUUGGUUUUGUCACGCUUUUAUGAAAUGACAUCCCUCUUAUGUUAGAUUUUUUUUUGGAGUUUGGAGUUGGGGGGGGGGGGUGUGUUCUUGUUCUUUAUUGUGCUUCAUACUCCUGUAUCAAAUAUAAAUUACAGACGCAAACACAUUCAAGUUUUCAUGAUUCAAAUCAUAUUAUUACCGGUCUAAUCGUAUGUUUUUUUUCUCAAGAGGGAAAAAAACCCUCAUUGUCUUUCAUUCGAUGCUUGUCUUCAUCCGAUCUGUGUAGGUUUUUCUGAAUCCUUUGUUCAGAGGGAGGAAAAAAAACAGCGAUUUAGAGGAAAGCGCAUCCCGCUAAGAUCAGGUUGUUAAUACCCACCCACAUACCCCAAUGAAACAAUUUCAACAGAUACUGUACUCUCUGUCUUACACACACACACACACACACACACACACACACACACACACACACACACACACACGCACACAUUUGCCUUAUCAACUGUUUUGUUCGUCAGUGGAUGGAUGAUGCAUCCUUUGACAAGGGAUUAAAUAUGCAAAGAAAAAUAUGUAGAUAAAGAAACACAUCUUUAAGUCUGUGCUUCUUAUUCAAUACUUCUGCCUAAGCCUGAAUAUUAAGCGCGGUUUCCUUACACGCUUGCGUGCCAUCUUUUUUCCCUUCAACUCACUGCAGCCUCACUUCUUGCACACUGAGGCGAGUAACACCAUCCCGUCACCUGCCCUCAUUUCCUUAACACUCCCCACAAGGCCAGGGGAACUGUGCCCUUCACCGCCUCUCACCCACUUCAGGAAAAACCCAGCGGGCCAUGACAACCUUUCUCGCCCCUUCAGUGUGCCCUCUCUCACAAAGCCGUCUUCAGUAUUUCUUUCUGCCUCUCACACACUAACACCCGUGUCUCUCUAACUCUAUUAAUUGUUUAUUUUUUGCCAUCCACGAGGCAGAAAUUAGAGUUUAAUUAUUUGAUCAUGUGACGACCGGCGUCCAGCACGCAGUGACAGAAAAGUAAUUUCUCCAAACAGGGCCCUGCCUCUGAUGCCUGUUGAUUGUUCUAUGACUAAUUGGUUUUAUAAUUCGAUAAAGGCGCAGAGGCGCAAGAGAGGGAGGGGGGUGAUAAACAAGGCGGUGAAGGGUCCUCUGGGUGCGCCUGGGUGGGGAUGUUGGCUUUGAAUCGUUAGCGCAGAUUCCCGUGAGGAGGCCUGACAUGGGCUUGAACCGACACGGCGCUGCUCGGCGGUCAUUACAGCCAAUAUUAUCCUGAUGGCGGGGGUCACGGGUUCGGGCAAAAGGCACGAACUUCCAGGGCAGAGGGGCCUCGUUACAAACGGCGCGGAAACACGCUCGCCACCGCUGAGCGGAUGUACAUGUGUCUGUCUGUGUGGCGUGCAUCUGUGUGGGAGCUGCACAGUGUACAGUGUACACCACACGCCAUCGGGGUGGCUGCUGGGUGUGGAGAGUUUUAACCUGAAAACAAGAGGUGGGAGUGCAGCGGUCGAUCUGUCUGUGUAUCAGAAAUGGGGAGGGAGGAAAUCCUCGUGGGGUCUGCUGUCUGCAGCGACGCCGAGACCCUCUGAGGGGAACUGGCGUUAGGCCUUCCUGUCAGCAGGCCUGAGGUGGAGACCACUUGCUCUGCUUCUAUUUCUGUCGACUUCAUGUGAUUAUAAAACAAUUAAGUACUUAGGAGCCGACUCUCAGUUCAUUACAUCCCCCUUGUUCUUUCUUUCUCUCUUUUCUGCCUCCUCCCACACCAAAGUGCGGACAUAUGAGAAAUGUAGAAAUCACCUUCUCCUGCCGCUAAUUGAAAGCCACACUCCUUGUAUGAGAAGCUAAUUUAAAACACGGAACUAAUUCGAGCUGAAGGAUAUAUUCACGGCGGAGUAGUUUGUCUUUUUGUGGUCACCUCGCAGCAACUGUGUAAGUAGCUCUUUACGUCUUGCAUGUAAAUAUUAAUAAACCACCUCAAAGCUGAGCUCUGUACAGAGCUGAAUGCGAGCUGUCUGUGCGCAACAGGAAAACGCAAGCAGUACCUGUGACAGCGAACACACACACAGACCAAGGGUGAAACCGGUCACUCUUAAAAAAAACAUUUCUGAGAAAACAAUGAGCACCUCUGAGACAGCAUCGAACCAAAUGAUGACACAUUGCGCUUGUAUUGUUAAGAAAGUGUAAUAUUCUGGGUUGGGUUAGUGGCGUCUGUAGCGCCUUUUGAAACUUAUUUGCCCACACACUGUCAAAGAAAUGUCAGUGGCACUAAACAAGUCAAACGCCUCCCUUUUUCCUGAAUUCAUUCAUGAUAGAAAAAUCAAUUCUGCACCAAGUGCUGUGCUCUUGUUUAGAAAAGAGGUUCGCUUUAUUUUUGUGGCUUUUUUUUUUGCUACUCAUUUAACUGCUUCUUGGUUUUGCACGGCAUCUACUGUACAACACCCUUGUUUUCAUUUUUUCUCUGCACAUGACAUAUUUUUGAGGUUCGUCUGCGCACCCACACUGAUGCAGGCGUGUUUUGACACGUUUCCUCGACAGAUUAUUAAAUCCUCUUCAGCCUCUAAUAAUACUAUUAUGUUUAUGUGUGUGUGUUUUUUUUGUUGCGCGAGACACUUGCAGAAAGAGCUCAAAGUCGAACCAGUGACAGCGCUAACCCCCAUGCUGCGUCUGUGUGUUUGCUCAGACUGGAUCCGCAGACUAAUUUGUAUUAGUAACCAAAUAAUCGCAUUAAUUCCCAUUAGAAGCAUCACAAGUGGUGAGCAUGAAGACAUCACAACACCUACGUAGAGUAAGUGAUGGCGCUGCCGCUUCGCUUGACACACUAAAUAAAGACGCCUCUCGAUGCUGAGCCAACAAUAAUAUAUUUUCUGAUUCAUUUUCAGCCUUUUCUCCCCCUUUUGUGUGCCGAUUAUUAGUGUCCUUUUAAAUGAAAGGCACAUAAUACUUCAUUUCUUCAGGGACGUGUGGUUUAAAAAGCAGCGGGCCAGAUAUGAUACCACUGAUAAGUGUGUUAUGGGAAAAAAACACACGCGGUACCUGUGAUAAUGCACACACUGAGGGUGAAAUAUAUUUUAAUAUUAUUUAAAUAUGAGGUGUCUCUUUAGCAUCCAGUCUGUCAUGUCAUUUUUCAUGAUUUCUUUACAAAUGUAGCCAUCAGGCACAAAAUCCUGCCUGAACAAUUACACUUGUGUACAUGCAUCUCCCCAACACAAAGCCACACAAGGCUUGUAAAAACCCACCUUGAACAGAGCUAAAUCUGCAUUCAGCACAUGAUUAUAACACCGCACAGCUAGUAUUUUUAAAACGGCUUUCUGUGUUUCAAAACCCAUUUUUCCCUCUUUUCUGUGUGAUACAAAACGGUAUAUGUUAAUUGAUAAUCAGCAGUGUUGAUUCAGUGGUGCAUUCAGUGCAAAUCUGUGCCCUUCUGGAUGUCAGAGGGUUUUCACAGCCACGUCGGUGCCAACCUAGCUGGCAGUGCCGGCACCUGUUGGCGGUGCCAAGGCCUGGCAGGGGUUAUCGAUGCUCUCUGAUGGUGCCCGACAAUCACAGUGGAAAUGACUGCGGCUGCUUGCGUCAUGCCAGAUAGAAAAGAGCAUUUGCCGACAAUGGCUCGCUUUCACCAUCGCUCCUGUUUUCCGGAUGCUGCUAACGACGGCCAAGGAAGAAAAAAACUGGUUAAAAAAAAGAAAGAGAGAGGAACGGGAGCCGCUGCCGUGAACAUCAUGUAGAACAUGUCAAACGUGGAAAACAUGUCAACGUGCAGAACGUUGAGUAGCAAUGCUGUGCAAGCCGAGGUGAUGCAAAGCAAUCUGCUGAAGAGAAGGUGUGGGUGUAGGGGGGCUCCAGCCUGUCAGAUUCAUGUUAGUACAAAUCACAGAGAACCUGAAAAGGAGGCACAUGCAUGCACACACACACACACACACACACACACACACACACACACACACACACACACACACACACACACACGAUAUUCAUGAUUAUUAUUUCUAUUCAUGAAAAAUAAAGUCAAAUGUCCUUUACUUUCAUGUAUCUAUGAUGUGGUAAACUUACAAAUAAUCCAUUCGUGACUUUUAUGUCUUAAAGGGCUUGGUGGAAGUCUUGUUGCUGAAUAAUAUGAAUCUCUGAAGAUGUAUAAAUAGUAUUUACUCCACAGUUUGGGUCCUUUAACCACACUGCACACCACAGCUGGGUUUAAUGCAAGUGUUGGCAGCUCACUGAAAACCAGAGACUGGUUGAGAUAAGAAUUGAUUGCUGAAUCUUUGAGUGACAGCCUCUGCACGUGAAUUCAAACAUGCUGGGGUCGCAUAUCAGCAUUUUCAACAACUCUUCUACUUCCUGUUAAAAAAACCACAUACGACGUGGGACCCUUUUAAAAUGCAACCGCCUCCUCAAAACUUACACCUCACACUAACUAGGUGUCAAUAUUGCAAGACGUUCCAUCUCAGGUCCGAAAGGUGAGUUUCACGUUGCAUUUUUUUUUUCCGUUAAAAGCCUCUUUGAUGGCCUCCUGCUAUGAAUUCCUAAUGCAGUGUUUUUGGACACAAAUGUAUUUUAAAAUGAACAAACUUUUGACCCCACAAAGGUGGGUGGAACAAUGAUUUAGUUUCACAACCAGGGGGGUGAAUGAGAGGUGUAACUGUGAUGCAUCACUUCUUCCGUGAUUGUUUUUUUUGAUCGGUUCCAGGUUUGGCUUUAUUUUAAAGACCUCCAGGUCUUUCCCUGCCUAAAAGAAGCACUUUAUGUAAAUUUAGAACCAUUUUCUUUGUCGGGCUUCUCCGACUGCCGUCACUGGCUAAGCUAAGAUGCUUACAACUGCCGGGAUGCAUUGUUUAUGAAACAGCAGCUUUGUGUGAGACGAUUUGCCGUCUUUUUUUUUUUUUUUUUUUUGCGGGGAUGAGCUUUAUCAACCCUGCAAACACAUCGUAAGUCAGCAUGUAGCAUUAUGUAGCACUUCAUGCACACCUGACCUCCACGAUCGACAACAUUCAGGUUCUGUCGAUGUGAUAGGUACACACACUUCCUGUUUUCUGUUGGUUUCCUGUUUUUGUUCUUGCACAGCCUGGACAGACAUGCUUCUUCAUUUCUCUUUGAUGUACACACUGGCCUGAUGACAAAGCCACACCUUAUGUUAAGUGUGAAGAAAAGCACGCUUUUUAUGAAACAAGUGUCCCCAUGCUUUCAUUUAAUGUGCAAAAUCUAUUUCCCCAUGUAUUCUCAACGCUGAACUUUGCCUCACACACUCCCCCAUCUGGCUCUUUCUAGGAUCUAAAGAUGGAGAGUCAGAUAUGCCACCCCUCACACCAUGUGUGGGUGUGUCCAUCAUUAAAAUGACCUUUUUCUCAUGAAGUCAGAGUGAGGAUCUUAUUAUUGGGUCACCUUAAUGGUUCGGUAAAAACACCAGAUCAGGCCUUUAUUGACAAUACCAACAGAUUAACUUGUGUGAUGUUUUGGCAGUUCGGCCAGCAGGGACUGGUUUGAGAAAUAAUUACAAAAUAAUGACAAUAGCUUAACAUCAGCCUGUUCAGGGUUUUUGUUGACAAUAUCAACAGAGAUUAGCUCAUCUAAUAUUUUGGUCUAACUUGCAGUGGAGGUAAAGUUUUAGCACAUAUGGGAAGACUGCUGAAAGCUAAAUGUUGAGAGAGGGAAAUGAGAGAUGUGGCAAUGAAGACUGCUUUUAAAAAAAACUGUAUUACUUGUACUAUUUACAAAGCAAUAAGUCAGUAAUAGCCCUGAGAAAUCACUAAAGCUUAAUAUUCAAGUUGAUAAACAACCAACGUACAUAUUAAUACAAAAAUAUGAGUCUAAAUUGUAUAUUAUUGCUGUAAGGGUGGAAAAUGUAAGUAAAUAUAUUAAUAUGUAGUCACUUUUUAUUUGAAAUAAAGCUAUUAUCUGCUUUUUAGACUUAUAUGUGUAAUUUCUUAUAUUACUUUGUCGCGUAUUUAGUUUUAUAUUUUUAUUUAGUCUUUAUUUAACUAGGAAAAUAUGACUCUUGAGAUUAAAAAUAUCUUUUGGAAAUGUGUGUCUGCCAAGAUAAACAUCAGCACAAUCAACUGUGAUCAGUAACCACACAUGGAAUAGGAAAAUGCACAACAUAGGUACUGAUGUGUAUGAGACAAAGCAAAAUGGUUCAUGUUAAAGCUCAGACCUAAAGCAGGGUCAGUUAUGGUCAGCCAUCAUAUUUGCAUCCUGAGGUCAUUUAAAGUGGCCUUAAAUAUAUUUGGUGUAUGGUUUGGAUCAAACUCCAAACAAUAUUUCUACUCUGCAAAAAAUUAUUUUUAUUCCUAGUUAUGAGAUUAUUUUGGAGUUUUAAAUAAAUGGUUUUUGUUUUUUGCAAACACAGCAUUUGUUAAAUUUUUUCUCACUUUUACGUUUUGCUUUCAGUUUGUCUCAAAGGGCCAGCCACCUUACUUAUUUUGCUAUUCUGACUUCAUCUGGAUGUAGAUUAAUUUGUCAAACAAAAACUAUACAUUUGGCCCAAAGUAAAGUCCUGAAAUAAAUAAAUAAACAAAACACAUCAUAAAUUAAGGUAUCGCGCGCGCGUGUGUGUGUGAGCAUCUGUGUGUUACUCGGUAAUAAAUGCAGGACCGCCUCACUCUAAUCAAGCUGAUUAAAAAUUCCUGCGCGCACAGCCGGAAAUCGCACCACCGUUCCUCCCCGUUGUGUGUGUAUUAGUGAGUGUGUGUGAAUGCAUGUGUGUUUAUGUGUGUGUGGUUUCGCUCCCGGUCCACUUUCUCCACUUUGUCUCCGCCAGGACUUUUCCUGCCUGAGAUGCGGAGGAAUAAUCUGUUUUGAUUUUAAUAGGGAAGGCUGCUGGUGCUGGUGGUGUGUGAGGGGAUUAUUCCUCUUAUUUUCUCUUAUUCUCACACACUUUACACCCCAUCUCCUGCGCUCUCUCUCCCACACACACACAUCCCCAUCCUUUCUUCUAUUUUUUUACCCUAUUUUUUUACCCCCUCUUACCACGCCAUUUGAAAUGAGGAGGAGAGAAGGAAAGCAGAGGCAGCGGCAGCACCAGCAGCGAGGAGAGGAGAGGGGGGAGUGAUGAGUCAAUACAACUAAUAAUUUAAUGGGGACAGAGAGGGAGAGACGGAGUGAGAGGGGGAGAGACAGAGAGGGAGAUAGAGAGAAAGAGGAGCUCCGUCCGGACGCCAAUCCCCAGCCAACAGGACACCUCCUACUAUUACUAUCAAGGCAGCUCUCUUAUGCAUCCACAGCGAGCCUUAUUCAUCCUCGGCAUCGGAAAGUAAACCGCACUUUUUGACCCCCCUCUCCUUGUUUUAUUUUGCGAACCUGUUUCGACUGUCCGCAUAUCGUCUCCACAUCGCCUCCAUGGCAAGCUCACACAGUCGCUUCUUAGUAUUUUUGCUCUCUCUCAGUCUGCCGGCAGUCAAAUCUAGCUAAGCCGACGCUGAGCUAUUUUUUCCCGUAGUCCCUCCGUGAACACACACAGCGAGGGUUUGUUAGGUCUCGGCGGCGGUUGUUGUUGUUACAACUGUGUCCGAGGUGCUUGUGGUUCGUGCUGGCCGUACUGUGCGGCUGCCUGCUCGCCGUUUUGGAUGUUGUGCUGCGAACUAAAGCCGAAGUCGCCUUCACUUGUAAGCGUUGCUAAAUGUCGCCGGUUUUAACGCUUUCCGUUGCCGUCCUUUUUCCUCCACUUGGACGGAAUUGGCUGUAACGUCAGGGCUGCACACUCCUGUCUCUCUCCGCUCCUGCCGCACACGCACAACCGCUUACCAAUGUUCGCCUAUCACGGUCCAUCUCGACCUCGUCCUCCCUUGCACAGACCCGGGUUGUUGUUGUUUUUUCGCACCGCCUGCCAGUCCUCCGCCAAGAAGAGCAGGAGAAAGCAUCUUUUUAAACACUGAUUUUGGGAACCCCUCGCUGUCAUGCACACGUAGAGAGAUAACAAGAGAGGAACCGGGAGUUGUUUUUGGGGAGGGGGGGUUUCUUUCUUUUUUCCCUUUUCUUCUUCUAUCUUUUCUACCCUGGCCAAACUUGAAGAAGAAGCGUUUUCCAGCCGGUGUUAUAUGCUCUCCAGUGCUGAAGUGCUGCGGUUCAGGUGAUAGUGAGCUGAGGUGCUGAGAAUGAUGGAACAUCUCAGCGAGACGUGUUUGGGCAAGGAGAACUCAGAGCUGGUCAACAGCAUGGCAGACGCCAAGGCCCCGCCAGCCAAGCUGCCCCGGCUGGAGCAGAACGGCAGCCCCCUGGGACGGGCCAGGCUGGGAAGCACCGGGACCAAACUCGGAGGGGUCCCGUACAAACCCACCAGCCACCUGCUGAAGACCUGCCAUAAGAAAGGCAACAUGCUGCCUGUGUUCUGUGUGGUCGAGCACUACGAGAAUCCCAUGGAUUUUGACAGCAAGGAGGAGCACGCUGAAUUUGUCCUGGUGCGCAAGGACAUGCUCUUCAACCAGCUCAUCGAGAUGGCCCUGCUGUCACUGGGCUACUCCCACAGCUCAGCAGCCCAGGCCAAAGGUAUGAUUCAGGUGGGGAAGUGGAACCCCGUCCCACUGUCAUAUGUGACAGACGCACCAGACGCCACAGUGGCAGACAUGCUGCAGGACGUCUACCACGUGGUCACACUUAAGAUCCAGCUGCACAGUUGUCCUAAGCUGGAGGACCUGCCGCCCGAGCAAUGGAGCCACUCUACAGUAAGAAACGCCCUCAAGGAGUUACUCAAAGACAUGAAUCAGAGCUCUCUGGCUAAAGAAUGUCCUUUAUCACAGAGUAUGAUUUCCUCCAUUGUGAACAGCACUUACUAUGCAAAUGUGUCGGCGGCGAAGUGUCAGGAAUUUGGGCGCUGGUAUAAACAUUUCAAGAAGACAAAAGAUAUGAUGGGCAUGCGUCAACCCUCCCAGCUGGAGGGGUACCUGGGGACGUGUGUCCUCCGUGAGAGCCCGCGUGCCAAUGCACUAGCGGAAAUGGACGGCCUGUCCGACCUCUCCCCACCUGGCUCUAACCACAACCACAACCACCUGAGUUUUUCCCAGCAGCAGCAGCCGAUCCCCGGCAGCACAGCGGAGCAGACUCCUUCGUCGCCGGUGCCGCCGCUGCCUCAUGCUCCGCCGCCGCACGGUGGUCAAACGGGAGGCCGACAGCCCCAGCUCCCCGGUCUGCAUCACCCGGGCUUGGUGUCCACACCCAUCAGUCCCCAGUUGGUCAACCAGCAGCUUGUGAUGGCACAGAUCCUCAACCAACAGUAUGCAGUGAACCGGCUGCUGGCGCAGCAAUCCCUGUCACAGCAGUACCUCAACCACCCACCUGUCAACCGCAGCUCCCACACCAAGCCUCUGGAGCCACAGGUGGCAUCGAACACAGAGGUUUCCUCUGAGAUUUACCAGUGGGUGAGGGACGAGCUAAAACGGGCCGGCAUCUCACAGGCUGUCUUUGCCCGUGUGGCCUUCAACAGAACACAGGGCUUACUGUCUGAGAUCCUGCGUAAGGAGGAAGAUCCCAAGACGGCGUCCCAGUCGUUACUGGUCAACCUGCGCGCCAUGCAGAACUUCCUGCAGCUGCCGGAGGCCGAACGUGACCGCAUCUAUCAGGAGGAGCGGGAGCGCAGCCUCACGGCCGCCUCUGCAAUGGGCUCCGCUCCGCUCAUCAGCACCCCAUCCAGCCGACCUGUACAGCCCCGAAGGGAAGACUGUAACAGCGUAAGGCCGGAGGAUUGGAAUCCCCGAAUCCCAGUGGGCAUUUCACCUGUUAAACCGUCACCGCUGCCCAGCGAGUGGAACGGCAAGGCAGACAGCUGCAUCCUCAACAUCAACUCCACCAUCUACGAUGAGAUCCAGCAGGAGAUGAAGAGGGCCAAAGUGUCCCAGGCCUUGUUCGCAAAGGUGGCGGCCUCCAAGAGCCAGGGCUGGCUCUGUGAGCUGCUGCGCUGGAAAGAGGAUCCGUCUCCAGAGAACCGAACACUCUGGGAGAACCUCUCCAUGAUCCGACGCUUCCUGAGCCUCUCUCAGGCCGAACGUGAUGCCAUCUACGAGCAGGAGAGCAGCGCCGGCCAGCAGCACCACAACGAGCGGCCGUCGCACUUGAUGCACAUUUCCAGUGACCAGCUACAGGCUCAGCCGCCUCAGACACAGCAGCAGCACCAGCCCUCCUUGUCCCUCCACCCCUCCCAACAGCCCUUGCAGCAACAGCAGCCCACCACCGGUCCCCGGUUGCCACCUCGCCAACCCUCCACCGCCUCUCCGGCCGAAACGGAGGACGAAGGCAGCCGCGGAGGGAGCAUCAAAUCCCGCACGGGUGGAGGCAAGAUCUCCCUGGAAGCUCUAGGUAUCCUGCAGAGCUUCAUCCAGGACGUGGGCCUAUACCCCGACGAGGAGGCCAUCCACACCCUUUCAGCCCAGCUGGACCUGCCCAAGCUCACCAUCAUCAAGUUCUUCCAGAACCAGCGCUUUUAUGUCAGUCACCCAGCAAAGGCACCCAAGGAGCCCAUUAACAACAACAACAACAACACCACCAUUGCAGCCAUCGUCAACAACACCACCAGCAGCAGUAGCAGCAGCAGCAGCCCGGCCUUUGAGGAAGAGCUGACGGACUUCAGGGAGAGCGGAGAGCUGUUGAAGGAGCUGGACGAGAGCACGCAGACCAACAGCACCAUCUUCUCCAUCAAGAUCGAAGAGCAGCUGGGCCGAGGUGCCGAAGCCCAGUCCGAGUCGGAGCACGAGGCCAAGGAGUAGGACUCUCCCUCUGAAACAUGUACUGAGAGUUUUCCUGUGCACACAGACUGGUGACUGUGCUAAAUGUAACGCUCUGGCCGCCACAGAAACACCACACUGCAAACAAAGAAAAGUAGUGUUUUCAAUCAGUACAGCAUCUGGACUGUAUGAGGAGUGUUCAUAUAUAUAUAUAUAUAUAUAUAUACACACACACACACACACACACACACACACACACACACAUAUGAACUCACAGUGCGAAAUGAGUGUUCACACACUGGAAAGCCCAUUUCAGACUCAGUAAUACAAAAAGUACUACUUUUUCGAUUUUGUAAAACUUGUAUUAUUCACUGUAAAGACUGAUGCAUCGUUUAAAUAAUCUGCACAAAAAAAUUAUUAAGUAUGUUGCCGUGGAUAUUUGCUGACUGCACUCUAUGUCUGUUGUUUUACACUGACUUACUUUAUCUUUUUGAGCUACUGAUUAUAUUGAAAAAGGAAAAAAAAGUUCCCCUGGAGUUUGCUAGGACUUCGAUAGGUGUUUACGUAUGUGAUGUUUAACUGGAUUUUUUUUUUUUUUUUAAGAAAAUAGCAAAUGAAAUCAAGGACCAUGUGGAUGACAAGGCCUUAAUUAUGAGGUAUCAAGUCUGGAGCCUGCUGGCAGAUUAGUUAUUCUUUUUAAAAAGCGCAUAAUGUGAUUAUGGAUCACUCCAAACUCUGGAACGCGAUCACCCAGCCCAGGUGCAUCUACGAGAAUAGCUCAGUCUCUUUACAUAUUAUUUGUUAGGGAAGAAAUAUAAAUAUAUAUAUAUAUAGACAUUAUAUUGUAACUGUAAAAAAAAUACAGUCUUAAAAAACUAUGCCAACAAAUGCCUUGUACUAUACGGCACUGCCGAUGUUAGAUUAUUUUGCAAAACCUUUGUCACUGUAACUUUCUGAAUUGCCACACAGUUGGAAAUGUGAAUUUCACAAUGUUUAUGUUGUCUGACAUUAUUUAUUUGCAGUUCAUGCAGUGUUUCUGAUGUAAUUACUUUUUCUAAAAAAAAACCUAAAAAAACAGUUUAUGUUUCCUUGUGCGCGCUCUCUCUCUUUUUUUUAUUCCACCGAUCUUGUUUCUAUUUAUAAAUGUAAUUUCAGUGGGCAGUAAAAACAAGAAGUGUCUUAAACGUUUUAAAUGGAGAAAUGUGCUUUAAAGGUUGCCUAUAAAAAGUGCUGUAUGUCAAGCAACUCAUGCUACAAGCUUCACAAUUAAUGUUGUAUGCAAUUUUUACUAUCAUGCAAAUAAGCUUAGGUAAAAUGACUAACC